Daktulosphaira vitifoliae (grape phylloxera) is the source of this 792-nucleotide messenger RNA. RefSeq lists its product as uncharacterized. Bases 1 to 792 code for a protein of 263 amino acids. The record is from RefSeq and is a predicted model, not a curated record. The transcript has 4 exons. NCBI's taxonomy places the organism in Eukaryota, Metazoa, Arthropoda, Insecta, Hemiptera, Phylloxeridae.
AUGGCUCAUAUAAUGAAUGCUGUAUUUUGUUUUUCGUGUCGGUUGUUCCCAAAUCCUAAGAACAAAACUAGUUUUACUGAUGGCUUCAAUAACUGGAAAAAUUUAUCUGAACAAUUAUCAUGGCGUAUAGAUAGUGGUAAAACUUUAGACAGUGAACUUCAAAAAGAAAUUCGAACUGAAAAUGACCGCUGUAGAACAGUACCGAAAAGAAUAAUAGUUCGUAUUAUUUAUCUUGCUCAACAAAAUGACGCGUUCCGAGGAAAAAACUAUACCAUUUAUACAGAAUCAAAUGGUAAAUUUCUUAAACUUAUUGAAAUGAAAACAAGUUUUGAUAAUCCUAUGGCUAAAUACUUGAGAAAUAUAAAAAAUAAAAUAAUCCAUCAACAUUAUUUGGGACCCAGGAUACAAACUGAAUUAUUACAUUUGAUUGGAAUAAAUAUGGUUGGACAUAAGCAAGGUGUACAGGCUAGAAUUUUAAAUGAAAAUCCUAGAGCGUUGUUUUUGCUGUGUUGUGCUCAUUCAUUAAAUAUUUUAUUAGGAGAUAUAGUAAAUUGUAUUCCAAGAGCUAUAACCUUUUUCAGAGUGAUACAAAGGUUGAACACUUUAUUUUCUGCUUCUACAGAGUGUUGGGAAAUUCUGGAAAAACAUUUAAAAUGUUUAACAUUGGAACAGUUGUCUGAUACUCGAUGGGAGUGCCAAUUAGAAUCUGUGAAGGCCGUGAAAGUACAACUUAAAGAGAUAAAUGAAGCGUUAAUAGAAGUAAGUGAAUCUACAUCAAUACCGGCAAUAUAA